AUGGAUCAGUCGACCCCCACAGUUAAGGGAAAGAUGGAGGGUGGAGAAAUGGGGGGAGGAGAGAGAAAGAGGGGAAAGAGGAGAGAGAAGAAAAGAUUCAGUCAGGAACAAGUGAGGUCGCUGGAGAGCGCGUUUGAGAAAGAAGGAAGGUUAGAGGCGAAGAGGAAGGGUGAGCUUGCAAGGGAGCUUGGACUUAAUCCAAGACAGAUAGCCAUAUGGUUUCAGAACAGGAGAGCAAGGUGGAAGUCUAAGCAACUGGAGAGAGAUUAUGGGGUGCUCGGAGCUGAUUACCAGGCUCUGCUUUCGAGUUUUCAGUCUCUCAAGCAAGAGAAACGGACUCUCAUCAAGCAGGGCGUCUUUCUUUGAUGUACGGCAUGUGCAUUUAUGAGAUUCGUUGCACGUGCCAAACGUACUGACAUUAGGACUGGUAAUGCCGGUCCUGGCCUGGAAGCCAAAUAAAAUCGGUAAAAAAUGAAAGAAAAAAUAAAAGUAAAAGAAGACCGGGCCAUGUCGACCUUUUUCAGGAUUAGGUACGCCGUACCUUAGGGCUGUUGUUGCCCUGUCCUCGGACCACAUUCUCUAUCUAAAGCUCUAGUUUUUUAAGGCUAGGCAGCUUAGGCGGGCCAUUGCCACCCCUACAAUAGAUCUAGUUCUUCGCACUAUUUAUGGAGUUUAAAUUUCUUAUUCUCAAGUCACUAAAGUUUGCCAAUUAGUAUUUAGAUAACGGGAGUUCCGAUCUUUACGCCCAGUUCCAAGUUCGGUUAGGGGCGAGUUAGACCACGUCACUCAACUCAAAAAUGUGAAGUGCGGGCCUCCACGCUACCCUCCAUGGAGAGCAGCUUUUUUUCUUCCUCCUCCCUCCACACUUAUUUCUCUACUAUUAUCCUCUCUC
This is a messenger RNA of Amborella trichopoda, 892 nucleotides long. NCBI's taxonomy places the organism in Eukaryota, Viridiplantae, Streptophyta, Magnoliopsida, Amborellales, Amborellaceae. The record is from RefSeq and is a predicted model, not a curated record.